Messenger RNA from Aspergillus aculeatus ATCC 16872, 1497 nucleotides. RefSeq names its product putative RNA binding protein. The transcript has a single exon. NCBI's taxonomy places the organism in Eukaryota, Fungi, Ascomycota, Eurotiomycetes, Eurotiales, Aspergillaceae. The coding region runs from base 1 to 1497 and encodes 498 amino acids. The record is from RefSeq and is a predicted model, not a curated record.
AUGUGCCAUAUCAGAGAAACUAUCGAAGUCCUUCCGGGGGGGAUUAGGCGCAUCGAGCGCAAGGUGAAGCGCUGUCCCCGAGGCUGGAUCAGACUCUGCCGCAAAGAAACGCGGACCAGUAUCGAACGAGAUUGCCGCGAGGUGCCAGUAAACACGACUAUGAGGGGCCUAGACGACCCGCACGGUAUGCCGAGGCCACUCACCCGCAGACGUAGUGGAAGCUUCAAAUUUCGGUUUCCCUUUCUCCGACGGCAGCCGGACUCGUCGGACGAUGAACUGAGGCGGCCGCUGCCACUCCGGCGGCCGCGCGGCCGGCCCUGGCAACGCACGCCCGUCGUGGUCGACCCUCCCCGUCGCCCUGAGCCCCAGCUGGUGUCGCCCAUGAGACCCAAGACUUCGUACAGAUCGACGCCCUCGCGAUCACCACCGGCGAUUCACUUUGCCGCCCCACGUCCAGGAGCGCGAGCUCUGCGUGAGGAACGCCUGCCCCGAGGGCGUCCUCGACCCGUCACACCGUCACCUGUGGGACUUCCCUCGAUCCCUCCCAAGCGGAGACGGCUGACACGAGCUUUCAAGCAGAUCUUCGUCACUCAACCCAGACGACCCACAUCUCCAAUCACGAUGGAUCCAGAAGUGGUACAUCGCCCGAGCCCUUCGCAUAAGAAUCGUCUGACGCGUGCAAUCAAACAGGUAUUCCGGCCUCGUUCUCGCUCUCAACCCGCCCGACCGGCAGUGGAGUUGGAGAUCCGCCAACCCCGGUCUCAAGCCGCCCGGGUCAUUUCACCCGUUCCACCCAUUCCCCCGCGACGGACCCGACCCCCGCGGCCGCGCUCUCCUGUGGCGGAGCGGGAGCCCAUCCGCAAGACGCGCUCCACGCCAGGGAUGCCGCGACUCCGGACUGCUUCUCCGCACCAGAGCAGUCGAAGCAUGACCCCGACGCGCCAUGUCCACUUCGCCGAGAAUCUGGAGCAGGUCCCGCCUAGCUCGAGCGAGAACAGCCCGGUGGAGGACACGACGACGGGCAGUUCCGGGGAGGACAGCCCCACGCGCCCGAGCACGAUGCGCCCCCCACCAAGCAGAAUCCCCAUCCGCCCGAUGAACCGCCGCAGUCGCUCCUUGGACACCAACGCCAGCCGUGGCCGCAUGGCAUCCCGAGAUCCGGCCCGUCCUCGCACGGCCUCGCCUUAUCCCACGCGUCUGGACUCACGGGCUCGACCCACGCCAUCGACGUCCCGAUCGCACACGCUGCAGCAGGCACGACCGCGCAUUAUUCAGGAGGGAAGGCGGGAUCUGAGGGAGCGAGGAUCUCGGUUAUUGAGGACUGCGUUUGCGCGUCGGAGCGACGAGGCUGUGAGGAGUCCGCGCAUGGUGCAUCGACGGACCCGACCGCGCACGCGCGCUUCGAUGACGGAUUGUUGGCCGAUGUUUCCGAGCGAUGAGCGGAUUGCGGACGAAGACGAUCGGAGUGGAGGGUCGAGGUUGGGACGAUGGCAGUAG